AUGACUGGCACCGCUGGUUGCUUCAAGGACGUACAAGGUGUGAUCAGAGAAGCUUACAAGCACCUUGAGCCAGGCGGGACUUUGCAGGUGGCGGACUUUGACCUCUCUCCCCAACGGGCUGAUGGCACAUGCUCUCACAAUGACCCUGUAUUUCAAUUCUUCCAACGCCACACGACAGCGGCUGCAGAGCUGAAGCGUCCAAUCAGUAUCGUGCCCCAGUACGAUGAGAUGAUGAAGGCGGCUGGAUUCAACGUUUUGAAACAUGAAGUUAUCAAAGUGCCUACCAACCCAUGGCAGCGGGAUGAAAUGGGGCAAAAGAUAGGCCGCUUCAUGGAAGAGGUCAUUACCGGCGAUCCGGAAGGAAUGUUCAAGGACCGCAUGGUAAGGGGAUUGGGGGAAGUACCAGAACAGGUCGACCUUGAUUGCGUCACGAUAAGGAGCCACCUCAAAGACCGGCAGAACCGUAUCUACUUCCCUUUGUAA
Colletotrichum spaethianum is the source of this 483-nucleotide messenger RNA. Its product is annotated as putative methyltransferase-like. The record is from RefSeq and is a predicted model, not a curated record. Lineage: Eukaryota; Fungi; Ascomycota; Sordariomycetes; Glomerellales; Glomerellaceae. The coding region runs from base 1 to 483 and encodes 160 amino acids. The transcript is spliced from 2 exons.